This is a messenger RNA of Dentiscutata erythropus, 572 nucleotides long. The record is from the annotation of a GenBank genome assembly. Lineage: Eukaryota; Fungi; Glomeromycota; Glomeromycetes; Diversisporales; Gigasporaceae.
AAACCAUGUUUGCAGACAGAAACAAAAGUUUAUUAAAACCUAAAAAAAAACUUAUAGAUGGAAAAGAGAUAGAAAUGCAUAUAUUUGAAAUUUUUGUGUUAACAUACUACGAAAAGAAUAUUUUACCAAAUUAUUCUUAUAAAGAACCAUUCACAAGAAAAGAAUUUAUUGACGAAAUUUCUUUUUGGAAUAUUGACAUAGAAACAUUUAAUAUUGAAAUAUGCGUUCUAAUAAUGGCUAAUAAAAUUAAACCAUUAUUUGACCUUUUACAAAAAGAUAUAGAAAAAAAUUUAACACUAUUUAUUAAUGAUUUCAGUUAUUGCUUGUGGAUUGACGGUGUAAUUGACUGGAUUGAAUAUGAUGAGUAUUAUGGUGAUAAAAUAUGUAAAAAAAUUGAAAAUUUUCUUAAAAUUUUAGAUUAUGAAGUUAAAUUAAGCAGAGAAAAUAGAGAACGAUAUAAUGUCAGUCCCGAUUAUAUUCCUAAAAUUAAAUGGUUUGUUUUAAGUAUAAAAAUUAACAAAGAUAUCUUAAAAUCCGAAGUUAUGAAAAAACUUGAAUCUGAUUAUUUUUAG